GUUGGGUGCCUACCUAUGGAGGUGCAGUUCCAGGCACACGGAGGCCGCUACCCACCCACAGCUUACAGGUCAGGUCUUGCUAACAUUCUAGGCCUCAGCCUGAAAAGCAACACCCCAACCCUUUGCUCUACGAGUCCUUACAUCCUCAGCUCCGUAGGUGUGCUGCAGCCAAGAUAAAAGCUUAAAAACUGGCUCAAGGGCAGCGACCACAAAGCCUUCUUCGGGGGCUUCUCAGCCGCAACUGACCCAGUGAGUUCUGGAACGCCCCCACGCCCGCCACCACUGAGCUGCGUCCAGAGACUUCCAAAGGGGAAGGGGGCGACGGCAUGCACAGUGGGGCAGGUGUGGAGCUCUGCGGCCUUCCUGCCUUCGAACAUGGAGAGUUCUGGCCCCGCUGUCGGACGCGAGGGACAGCGGCAGGCACCACCGCUGAAGACGCCACGCCGCAGGGCAGCCCGACCGGAAGGAGGGUCUCACGGGUUCCGGUGCCGUCGAGGGCCCGAGACUGACUUUCACCUCGGGGACGAAAGUGCCCGGGGCACCUUGGGUCGAGAAGGGAACCUAGGCGCCUGAUGGAAAUCCUGUAUGAAUGUGAAAGCCAUUAGCAGAGUAAUUGCUGUCUGUUACCAUGACAACCAGCCGCUGCAGUCACCUGCCCGAAGUGCUGCCAGACUGCACCAGCUCAGCUGCGCCCGUGGUGAAGACCGUGGAGGAUUGUGGCAGCCUAGUGAAUGGGCAGCCACAGUAUGUCAUGCAAGUUUCGGCCAAGGACGGGCAGCUGCUGUCGACAGUAGUGCGGACUCUUGCCACCCAGAGCCCCUUCAACGACCGGCCGAUGUGCAGAAUCUGCCACGAGGGCAGCAGCCAAGAGGACUUGCUCUCUCCAUGUGAAUGUACAGGGACCUUGGGGACAAUUCAUCGGAGCUGCCUGGAGCACUGGCUGUCCUCCUCAAACACCAGCUACUGUGAACUCUGCCACUUCAGGUUUGCAGUCGAGCGCAAACCCAGGCCAUUAGUGGAGUGGCUCAGAAACCCAGGCCCCCAGCAUGAGAAGCGGACUCUGUUUGGAGACAUGGUGUGCUUCUUGUUCAUAACGCCCCUGGCCACCAUCUCGGGCUGGCUCUGCCUGCGCGGCGCCGUGGACCACCUGCACUUUAGUAGCCGGCUCGAGGCCGUCGGGCUCAUCGCACUCACUGUCGCACUCUUCACUAUUUACCUCUUUUGGACACUAGUGUCAUUUAGGUACCACUGUCGAUUGUACAACGAAUGGCGUCGGACCAAUCAAAGGGUGAUUCUCCUCAUUCCAAAGUCUGUCAACAUACCUUCUAACCAGCAGUCCUUGCUGGGCCUCCAUUCUGUCAAGAGGAACUCAAAGGAGACCAUUGUUUGACAUCUGUGUGGUUGGUUGGUUGGUUGGUUGGUUGAUUCGUUGUUUAGGUUUGGAAGUUUCUGCACUGGGGCCAUGCACUGAGCCACCCCCAAACCUUUCCUUAAGCCCGUGGGUCUGAAACUAUCCAGAGCCGCGUCAGCUCAUCACCCUGAGCAAUGAACUCUGCCAGGAGAAAGCAAAAGCUAUUGAACUUCAAAUCAUGGAUGCUGCAAUCAUAUGAUAUUUGCUAAGCUGCCAAACAUGUUCAUUUAGCAGAUACUCUAUGGAAUUUUCUGAACACCUCUUUAACAUAUGAGGAAGGUUGUCCUGCCAACGAUGCAAUUCAAUUCUUCCUUUUUUAUUACUGUGUCAAAUAUAUAUAUAUAUAUAUAUAUAUAUAUAUAUAUAAAACUUAGAUAAUAAUCAAAAUCGAAAAGCCAAUGUUAAAACUGGUUUCUUGGUUUGGAUGGAUUUUGUUUGGGUUAUUUUAUUUGUUUCUGGUUUCUACUGUAGAUUCUUUGGGGUCAUUUGAUAGCUUGAGUGGUCUUUUUCAUCUCUUUCAUGUCCCUUACUCCAGGGACAGCAUAACAGCUGCAGGACAAGUCAUAUUUGAAGGAUGUUUUGUACUAAAUGUCAUUUAAUGAUUCAGAUUUUAAAGGGGAAAAAAAAGGUAUGGCAACUCUCCCCACAGUGAGCUGUUUAUUUAAAUUUCAUUAAGGAGAAAAAAAAUAUAUGGUGAGAAGCACGCUCCUUUCAACUUGUUUGGUACUGACAGCUGAUAGAAGCUAUUUUCUAAUAAUAAAUAUCCAGUGUGUGAAAGACAAA
Hipposideros armiger (great roundleaf bat) is the source of this 2194-nucleotide messenger RNA. RefSeq names its product membrane associated ring-CH-type finger 3 (gene MARCHF3). Gene Ontology annotation, molecular function: zinc ion binding; ubiquitin-protein transferase activity. NCBI's taxonomy places the organism in Eukaryota, Metazoa, Chordata, Mammalia, Chiroptera, Hipposideridae. Bases 629 to 1390 code for a protein of 253 amino acids. The transcript has 5 exons. The record is from RefSeq and is a predicted model, not a curated record. Gene Ontology annotation, biological process: protein ubiquitination.